AUGCAUGAAAGAUUUUUGUGUGCAACAUCUGAUGAAUCAUUUUCAGAAUUUAAUGAAAUCCAACAACACACGGAACUAUGUGAUAUUCGUGAUUCUGAAAAUAUAUUUCAGAAAGUACCUGAUGAAAUUAUUGGAAUGAUCAUUGGAUAUUUGAAUUCUGUUGAAUUAAUUUUUUCAGUGUCAAAAAUUUGUAAACAUUGGAGAGAUGAAAUCGUUUUUCCGGUCGUAAAAGAACAGUAUAAAACUGUAGUGGCUGGGAUAUAUGGUCAUCAAAUAGAAUUUGAGGUUACCUCUAUGAUGGAUUUUUAUACUAAAAAGCAAGGUCAGCGAUUUGUGAAGCACAUGCUCCGAAAACGUGUGCUUGAACACGCCAUUCAAUUACAACAAGUUAUUCACUAUUCCAACCAUGAUAACAAAGAUGACAGAGUAGUUGAAUGCAACCCUUCAUGGUUGGACACUGAACUCUCAAUUUUGAAACAAUAUUUUUCCAAUUUUAGUGAUGUGAAAGAAGAAGGAAUUCUGUUCAACUCUAUCAAAAAACGUUCAGUAUCGAGCUAUGAUACGUCAACCAGCACCAACAAUGGCGGAAUUUUUAGAGGGGCAUGGGAUUAUAUAUCAUCGUUAUUUGGUGUCAACAAUUCAACUUCCAUGGUGCAAUCUAGGGCUACAUAUGAAGACCCCAAUGAAAUCUCAAAACCACAAUCAAAAACAAAUGAUUUUCUGUUCAAGUCAUUGCUGGAUGGUACUUUGCGAGCGGGUAAAACAUCGUUUUUACAGGCGUCCUUAUAUGACACUCCAUCAAACUUAACAGACCCUUGUUUAAGUAUUGGUAUACAGUUUGGAUUGAGAACAUUUAUGUUGGGAGAUUCAUGUAAAAUCAAGCUUCAAAUGUGGGAUCAGUACGGACCUGAGCGAUAUCAGCUAAGCACACAAGGUUACUAUUAUCGAAACUCAUCCGUAAUAUAUUUUCUCAUUGAUUUGACAGACCAGAAUGAGUGGUUGGAGCAAAAAGCUGGACAUAUUUGUGAACGAGCUCAUCCUGAAGCUGAAAUAAUUGUGGUUGGAACUAAAAGUGAUCUGCAUGACAAGAGACAAAUGUUGAGGCGAGAUUUAGAAAAAUUCGCAUUCGGAACGUUCAAUGGCGCACUGUAUUUAGAAAUAACGAAUACGAAAAUUGAAGAACCACAAACUGUAGUGUUGUAUUCGGUGUUGUUGAGAUAUUUGUUGAGCUCGCACAAUAGCUCUUGUCAUUUCAUUGAGGAAAUUUAA
Molecule: messenger RNA, 1269 nt
Organism: Naegleria lovaniensis
Lineage: Eukaryota; Heterolobosea; Eutetramitea; Acrasida; Naegleriidae
Exons: 2
Coding region: 1-1269 (422 amino acids)
Molecular function (GO): GTP binding; GTPase activity; protein binding
Source: RefSeq, a predicted model, not a curated record